AUGGUAUUUCUGAAUAACAUCUUUACACCUAUUCCACCUAUAACUACUAACUGUGAGGUCACAAUUUCGUGGUCUCAUGCCAAGCAUGAAAAAGAUGCUCGUGAUGCAAAUCAUGGCACAUGGAGCCCAAACCAUUUUGUUUCUCUCAUGUCAACAUCAAAUGUUAUGACCCCUGAAAAGAAAACAUUUAAGAACAAUGCUACUAUCCAAAUACGAAUUCCUGAAUUUCAGUCUUCCCCUAGUAGACGUUUACGAAGUGAAAUCAAUAUCGAAAAUGACUCUGCUCAAUCAAUAAUUUCAACUACAAUACAAAGAGAACCGAAGGACAUCGAGAGUCAACAUCAAAGUCGACUUAAGAAGAAAAGAGAGUGUGCUCGUUCCAGGCGAAUGAACGAGACAGAUGAUCAACGUCAAAAAAGACUUGAAAAGCAAAGGGAACAAAGUGAAGCAAUUAGAGCCAAGAAGAAACUUAAAAAUCACGCUUCUAACAGCAAUACUGUCCACCAACGAAACAUCGAUAUACAGAUGAAUGAAACGGAAGAGCAAGCAUCUUGUGAUGGUGACAGUAUGGGUGAUCUUACACAAAACGGAAAUGCCACAAAGAAAAAGAAAUGUUUCAUUUCUCCGCCUUGGCCAGAAGCGAUUUCUCGUGGCUUGAAAGAGACAUGUUUGCAACAAUUUCUUCAGCAAAUGUCAAUGUCAGCACUGACUGAAACUACUUGUUCAGUUUGCAACGUCCGUACGGCAGUAAAAAAAUCGAAAAAAAUACCGAUCUCAAAAAUUCCUAAUGCUCAUUUACUCAAAGUUUCCGACGAGCUCAAAGACUUAAUCAUAAGCACUCAGUCAUCAACGACACAAAAUUCCAGCGGUAUAAAUAUACAAACGGCUGAACAUGAUCAAAGUAGUAUAAAAUUUUCAAAAGUAGAGAAUUCAUCUUCAAUUUUUAUUAUUUUAGGUUCUUCACCCUUGAAUUCACCAUAUUUCUAUUGUAAGAAUAGGAUUAUCUCAUAUGCAAAUGGUUUGUCUCAACAAAACAGGGUGAGCAUGUGCACAGUCUGCCAAAAAUGUUACGAUUCUUUGUCGAAGAAACACAUUCCGAAGUUUUCGCCUGCCAAUAAUAUGUGGUUAGGUGAUGUGCCUACUGAAUUGCAAGGACUUACAAUUCCUGAAGAAAAGCUAAUAUCUCUUUAUCGUCACAAUAGCUGUGUGAUAAAACUUCAUUCCCCAUUUCAUUCUACUACAACUGCUCAGUCAGCAUUAAAGGGAAAUUGCAUUACCUUUCUUCAAACUAUACCAAACAUCGUUAAUAGUUUGCCACUUCGACUUGACGAUCUUUGUGAGACGCUUAAGGUGAGUUUUGUUGGAACUCGUCCUCCCGAACGCAUUCAACUUAAAAAUCCUAACCGUACGCAAGAAAAGAAUUAUACAAGCACUAUAUUGGCUCAAGAAACAUAA
This is a messenger RNA of Rotaria socialis, 1455 nucleotides long. Lineage: Eukaryota; Metazoa; Rotifera; Eurotatoria; Philodinida; Philodinidae. The record is from the annotation of a GenBank genome assembly.